Molecule: messenger RNA, 5624 nt
Organism: Leptinotarsa decemlineata (Colorado potato beetle)
Lineage: Eukaryota; Metazoa; Arthropoda; Insecta; Coleoptera; Chrysomelidae
Source: RefSeq, a predicted model, not a curated record
UACACUUUGACGAGUUGAAUAAUUGGAAUUGAGUGUAAUAAUUAGAACUCACAAUUUCUUAAAAAUGCCCCGAACUAUUACAGUUAUAAGAAAUAAAUUUCAAUAUUUUUUUUGUGGUUGUCUCUGAUUCGCCCAACAUUUGUUAAGUAGAAAAAUUAGAUAUUCACAGUAGUUUCGAAGUUACGGGCGAAAUUAGAUUUUGAAAAAUCGUGGAUAUUUUCUGUACUAUUGAGUUACAGAACCAGUUAGGUUGUUUGUGUCACCAAGAGUAAUAAAAAAGUUGUUAUCAAAUUGUAUAUCACUCGAAGUAUCAGAAAAAAAUAAUGGAAAAAUGGCGAAAAAAAGCUUUUCUUAUUCUUCAGAAACUAAUGGGAUCUGGAGGUGAAUCUCGUACGUGAUGGGUCAAGAGCCAAAUGGCUCGCAAGAAAGAAAUAUCACCAAUUCACCGACUGUGGCCAGCGCGACCACCACACCUGAUCCCUAUUAUCAAACUUACGAUGUUAUGACCGGAGUGCGCAUAGCUGCCACUUUGGGCAGUUUUUUUGGCCUAAUGGUACUACUAGUACUCUACAAAUCCAAGUCAAAGACUGAAAAGGCCAUGGAAGACCCAAAGUUCACCGCUGCUGCUAUAGCUGAGGUUGAAGCGGAAGAAAGGCAGCUGCAACUAGCUCUAGAAGUUACAGCUUACCAACAACUGAAUCCUAGGAAGUCGAGGAGAUCUCUAGAUAUUUCUAGUAUGCCUGUGGGGUGGAGUAGGAACUCGAUGAGGUUUUCUUCAGUUGGAGGUUAUAGCAGCCUGCUGGAUCCACCUACCAGGCCUCACUCCAGACUACCGAGCUUCAUUGAUGAAAAUUCGCCUCCAGAAGAGGCAGGAUCCUUAUACGAAGAUGUUUAUUAUAACAGCCACCUUGAAGUGCCAAGGCGUCCUAGCAACAUCACUUGCUCAUCUUCAGGGAGUUCCUACUUGGAAAGAAGAGACUCGGCAGUAGCCCUAGGAUUUCCUGCCUUACCUGCGCACAAAUCCAAAUCGUUCCGACGACAGUCGUCCCCUCUGCCAGAAACAUACGAUUUCUACUACCCCAUAGACAUAAGGGUGACACAGCCCACUCCAGGAGGCUCUCCUUGCGGUAGCGACAGGGCCCUGUAUGACAGGGUUGUAGAUAUUCCGAAUUUGAAGCCGAAAUUGGCCCCUUUGGCGUCUAUUAGCAGCUGUAACAGUUCCUUGGGUAAUGACUACCCCGAAUCCGAAGCACAGUCUGGAGCAAGCGACUCAGUGUUUCAAGAAGAAGAGGAGGCCACAGAAAACGAAAUCGACGAGUUUAGUACAGACAGUGAUGUUAACAGCGAAGAAGGCGCUUGCUAUAGAGGCAGGCGGCAUAGACUGAGUAUUUCCAUGGAUUCCGCCACUCCGACCAGUGAAAGACCUCCAUAUAACCUUCCUGAUUUGAGAAGAUCGUCCAGGUCUUCCCUGACCAUAGUAGGAAAUGAAGAUAGAGAACUUUCUCAACUGUCAUUGCCUGACAGUAUUCGUGUAGAGUUAGGGGAAAGGAAAGCUUGGCCUCAGGAAACGCUGUUCUGAAAGUUUUGUGAGAGUGGCCGUUCUGAAUCAAGAAAAUGUUUCUAUUGAGAAAACGAAACAUAUCACUAGACAAUGGAGCCAAUUCGUGUAAUUUUUACUUUGAGUUAGACUGGGGUACUUUCUCAUUACUCAAUAUUUUAUAUUUUGAUUGGUUACAUUAAUGGUUUGAAUUGGACUUCUUCUCAGUUAUCUCAAAUGAAAUUUAUUCGAGUGGUCUAGCUUAACUUUUUGGAUGAAUUGGAAUACUGAGUAUAUUUGCCAAUUUAUCAGAUGGUGUAUUGUUUUUUGGCUGUUUUAGAGUUGUAUUGAAUAUUUUAUAAACCCAAAUAAUUUGAAAAACUUGUCAUUACACCGGCGUAAGAUUGGGAAAUGUCUUAUGAUUCUGAGUGUAUUUGUGUAAAAAUGUGAAUUUUUAUGUUGUUACUUCAAAAGAUAAAAAAUGUUAUUCGUCAGUUGAAGUAGCUACUACAUUUGUUGAGUGUCAUGGUCAUAGUUCAAGACGAGAUUCCACAUUCAUUGUUCAUUUAAAAUGUCACUGACUGUUUAUUGUGGUUCUGGAAAUCAAAAAUAUUUUCAACAGAAAAUUUCCAGUAUAAAAUUCUGCUGUUAGUAACAACGUGAUAUUGAAAACAAAUUAUAUCAGAUUGAUGUGAAACUAUUCAAUGCUGUUGCUUCUGUUCUGACAGUGGAAUUAAAUAUCAAACUCAAAAAUUCUCACAAAUCAAAAUACUGGGAUUAUUGAUAUUUUUAUGGACAUACUCAAUGUUACUUCAUUGUAAAAUUUCCAUACAUUAAUUUACAAAACCGCUACACAAUUUUCAUUAGAGAAUAGUAUACUAUGUUGGAAUAUGUUAUUCUACAACUAUUCACUCAACUGUUCAGAAUUAGAAGCAACUUCAAUCAUCACAGAUUAUUUUAUAUUUUGAAAUUUUCAGUAAUACUGUUUUUGAGACAUCUCAGAUUGGAAAUAUAUAGAUAAUUAUACUUCAGUUUGAUGUGACAAGAUUAAGUGGCCACUAAAAAUAUAGUCAUUAUCAGGAAAUGCAUCAAAAAUUGGGAAAAAAACAGAAAAGAGUCUUUUCCGGUAUUUAUGACUCCGUCACAGUUCAGCGAGUUCAAGAAUCGAUAUAGAAUGUUUUAUUUAUGAAAUAUUUCAAUGGAGAAGGGUGUCAAAGUAAUAUGUCCUUUUUAAAACAAUUCAAUUUCUCUUUGAAUUGCAAGAAACCCUCAUAGUUUUGUGAGGAAUUACAUUUCAAAAUUCAGAUUUAAAAAGAAACUCAUUAAUACAGUUCAUUGUAUGAUUUUCACUAUAAAGGGUUUUACAAUAAACUGUAUUAAUGAGUUUUAAUAUAGAUUUCCGUCAAGUAUCGGCCAGUUCAUUUCAAUCAGGUUUUUUCAAUAGCUUAUUUACUAUACUUAUCUCCGAACUUUAUCUUACAUUCUGAAGUCUUCCUACAGUGAUUCUAUGACAUUCAUCAACAAUUCUUUGGAGCAAAUCUGUUUGUCAUCACUUUUAAGGUAUUCACACAAAGGGAAAUCUAGGAGUGUAAAAUCUGGUGACCGUGGAGCUUAUUUUGUUCUGCUUUUUCCACGGACACUGUGCCACGGUCUGAGAAACACUCAAGAAACGAUAAAACAGUUCAAUUGCAAUUAGUUAAAAAAAAGAAAAUAUGAAAACAAAUAUUUACAUUGCCAUUUCAUGAAAAUGUGUUUUGCACUACAUCCAAGAUUACAAAUUUUUACAAAAAAUUGCAGAAUACAGAAUUUUUGCUUCCUAAAAUCAGAUAUAUGUGAAAAAUAAAACUUCAGAGAUGACCUUGACUAUUAUAACCUUUAGAUUGACAUGUGGAAGUUAGGAAAUGAAUGUCCCAAAAAUUGAUGUCGAUGCCCUUCAUUUUUUUUGAAUAUACUUUUUUUCAUGAAUUAUUUUAGUGAGAUUCAUUGAAAACUCAAAGUUCUUUCACUUUACAAAAAUUGCUCUAAUUUGAGUAGUUUCUCUAUAGCAACAGCAACAGCGGUCGCGUAAAGUAAAUAAUUUUUUUCCUUAAAUUUGGCCUUUUCUUGGUGCUACAAUUUGGUGGCAUCUAAGGAGAAAUUAUUUUCGUGAAUGCAUGUAGAGUAGGUUACAAAUAAAAUAUUACAAAAAAUGUUAAACGUAGAAUAUUGAAUUGCGCACUGACAGUCUGGCAAUAGGUCUGAGAUUCUUUCAAAAUUUCUAAAUUGAUAAUUCGGUGGAUAAACUUUGUUUCUCAAGUAGGCCCAUGAGAAAAUCGAAUCGCAUUUGACUUGUCAGGUCAUUUAGUUGCUCACCAUCCCCUAAAAAAAUAACCGAGUACUUGAAGAAGAAACCACUUCUCGAAAUGUUCGCUGCUUUCCAUACGAAUAUAAAUCGGAAAGUGCAAAAAUAGUUUUCUCUUGAGAAAUUCACCAGCUCGAAAAAAUAAAAUUCUUCUUCGCAUUACCCUUCUUAUUUGAGGUUUUUGAGAGUGACAAUCUAUCAUUAAAUUAGGGCCGUAGUCAUUAAUGACUGCUUAGUCAUUAAAGCUGUUCAGAGUGUGGGAGUCUGAAACGUGUUCGUAGACUGGAAAUGAUUUACAUCAAAAUUAGAUGCAUUUCUUGGUAUCGAUCAAAAUGUAAAUUUUUUUUGUCGAAUUGCAGAUAUCUGCAUAUAUUCUUCUAAAUGUAUUAUCAAAAAUAUAAUCAAAUUAUUAUUUUUGACGAAAAACUAAAUUUGAAUUCUAAUUGAAAAUGCAAACUCAGAAUAAAUGAAAGCAAAUAAUUUCACAAUCAGAUAAUCAGGGAUAAACUGCUUGCCAAUCCCAACAGGUCUAGAUCCUUCUGGUGAGUAGCUGAAGCUGUUAUUCAAAAAAUUUGGGAAUUCAAUAUUCAAGACUGUUUUAAUUCGACUACCUAUAUGAAUGUUUGGAAAGAAUGUCUUCAUUCUGUUGUGUUAACAAUGGAAAAUAUCCACCUAAUAACUACUUCAAUUGACUGAACUAUUUUAUUUUGAAAGUGACCUAUUUUAAAUUAGUGUAUGGAAAAUUGAUUCCAAAAAAUAAGUGAAAAUAUCAAAAACUGAACACUAUUUAAAAUCAUAUUAUAUCUUCCUAGUUUUGUUGUGCCAAUAUCUAUCUCAGUAUUUAAAGAAAUAUAUUCAGAGGAUCAAGUUGAGAAAAUUAUUCAUGAACAAAAAAUACUGAUAUAUCUUUUGUGGAGGAGCAAAUUUUUAUAUAAUUAGUGAUUUCCUUACCUUGAAAAUUAUAGGUACCACCGUGUGAAUCACAAAAAUGAGAUAAUCGGAUAGAAACAGGGUGUUUGGAAUAUUCAGCUCAUUUCGAAUAUGGAACACUAAUUUAGAAUAAGAAUGAUUCAAUUUUUCCUUAAUCAAGUUCGGAACGAAUACUCACAAUAGAAUAAAAUAUUCAUAACCGCAAAUGCUCUUUGAAAAUAUGCAAGAACAUUUAUUUUGUAUAGAAUAUUUACAACUGUCUCGGUAAUUGUGAAGAAUCGUUUAAAAAACAUGAAACAAACUUCCAGUGAGUGUCAUAUUUGGGACUGCUUUUAUAUUGGACUAUGUCGUUUCACCUGAAACUUUCAUGAUCUACCUGAAAACUGCGCAAAUCAAAUGUUUUAGAUUACUGGCAUAUUUUUUUAUCCUCCUAUAGUUUGAUAAGCUCUUGUGAUGAAUGGGUAUAUAACUUCAAUGAUGGCUUUGAACAUCAACACAUGAUAAAAAUCAAAUUUGACUACUGUAUAAUUUCAGGUCUCUCACCUCAAGGCAUUUUCAUUUUCUAUACAUAGAAUGUUGAUUGACGAUCUGAAGUUUCAUAUUCAUACGUGAGUUGUUUCAAUUUUCGAAAGUUUAAGUGAAUACUCAUCGAGGAAAAAUAUAUUCAUUUCAUAAAGAAAAUGAAAAAUUAUUAUAUGUUAAUAUGUAGCAAAGGCAUGUGGAUGUUUCUUGUACAAAAAAAACUGUAUAGAGAGUAUGUUGAUCAAUGAUUUCAAAGUGUGAAAAUGCAAUUUUCAAUAAAUGUUUUAACUGUUA